AUGGUGGAUUCAUCAGAAGAUGCAUUAAUCAUGGAAGAAAGAGAAGAGCUCAUGGUUUCACUUGUUGAUUAUGAACAAGUAAUACCCAUUAUUAGAGUUGCCCAUUUUCUGAAACCAACACUACCCUCUGCUGAAAAGUUCCCAUUUUCCCCUUCUAGACCCAAUAUUCAAGAACUGAGAAGGAGUACUUCACUAAAGGUCCAGUUCAGGGGCGGUGUUUCAGUUUCACACUUGAAGGAAUGGGCUACUUGGGUCAAUAAGUUAAAACCUUUAUAUCAAGAAAUAUGGAAGAAAGCUGGAAUCUUUGAAGCUAUUAUAGCUUCCACGUUCAAGAUUUGUAUGCACAAUGAUUUGAUCAUUGCUCUUGCUGAAAGAUGGUGUUUGGAGACAAACACAUUCAUUUUACCAUGGGGAGAAGCAACUGUUACUUUGGAGGAUAUGGUAGUUUUGAGUGGUUACUCUGUUUUGGGUCACUGUGUUUUGAACCCUAUAAAGACCCAAGAGUCUGUUCAAACGGAAAAAGUUCUUAGUGAGGCUUUUACAGUUAUUGCAGCACGUAAACGGAAUGUUUAUCAACAUGCUUGGAUGGAACAUUUUGCAGGAAGAGGUGGGCAUUUGGAGCACAUUGCACUUUUGACCCUUUGGUUAUCUAGGUAUGUGCUCCCUUCCAAAAGUUAUUAUAAAGUGGACAGAGCUCUUUUCCCUAUUGCAAUUCAUCUUUCUCAAGGAAUUCCAGUGGCAUUUGCCCCUGCUGUUCUUGCUAGCAUUUAUAGGGAUUUAACGUUGCUUAAACAGUUUAUUAUAUCUUCAUUUAAGCACCCUGAACAGAGUAAUUAUAGAUGUAUAGAAGACACGUCGGAUCUUAUCCUUCGGGCUCCUCUUCAUAUUGUUCAGUUAUGGGCAUGGGAGAGAUUUCCCAGUUUGCUGCUUAAGCCUAGUGUCAUCAACUUUGGGGAGCCAAGAGUAGCUAGAUGGCAUAAGGUGAAAAAAGCACGUUGUGUGGAUCCUAGGAGUGCAAUAGAUUCUGCAGCAGAAUUGUUUUUGUGGCGUCCUUAUGCUAUUGAUACUGUGAAGAAUUGGGACAUCAACAAAUUUUACAAGGAAAAGGAGGAAUAUGUGGUAGUUGGACCAAAUGUGGGAAGAGAAAUCUUGAUGUUCGCUCGACUUAUUCGAGCUUCUGAACUAGUUGGAAUGGAUUGUGUAGAACUGUAUAACCCACAUAGAGUAUCAAUGCAAUUUGGAUUCGAUCAAGAUGUGCCCGGUUGUGUGAAUCAUGCUUGGAGAUAUUAUGACAGACCAAUUAAGGAUGCCAAACUCUACAUACCUUCCAGGUUCUUCCAGUCAGAUGUUAGCAAGCGAUACUUAGAGUGGUGGAAGAACCAAAAGAUUACACCUGAAGAUGCAGUUAAGCAUGUAAUCAAGGGACAGCAAUCUAAAACUCAUGGAAGAAUACCAGAAAUGUUAUGGGGACACAACGAAAAACUAAAUGCCUUAGUAUGUUGUGAAUGUGCGCGGAAAAGUUAUGAAGUUAGAACAAAUGGGAAUAUUCAAGAUUGUGAAAUGAGAGAUGUGGAAUCAUCAGAUGAUGAUGACAAUUUAACGAUAUCAGAAUUUUCACGCAAGAGGAGGCUCCAAAAGAAAGGAAUUACUGUAGCUGAUAAUCGAGAACUCCUACCUACCACCAACUGCCAAUCUUCUUCACCUUGGAAUGAUGAAUUAACUGCCACAGAAAGGGAGGCUUUAAUUGAAUCAAAACCAAAGAAACUUGAGACUACAAAUGGAAAAUCAGAGGAAUUAGAUGGAAAUGAGGCAUAUGUAGUUAAAGAAAAUAUGCCACAAGAGAGCAUGGACAAGAAUGAUAAAGGUGACUGUAAGCUCAACUUGCCUGGUAGUGAGGGUCUAAAUGCAAAUAGGAGUGAUGGAUAUGCAGAAUGUUCGAGUACUAGUCUUGCUAAAGCUUCAGUGGAAGCAUCUAAGAGAACUGCAAAUGGUAUCAACAAGACUGAGGGAAAUAUGCAGAUUGAGAACAUUGACAACCAUGAAAAAGGGAGCAGUAGAUAUGAAAAGAUUGAUCUUGAUCUUCUGAAACUUGAGAAGAGGAUUAGAAACUUUGAAAAUAUCAUUGCUGGAAAGGUUCCAAGGCUCAGGACAAGGUGA
Nicotiana tabacum (common tobacco) is the source of this 2157-nucleotide messenger RNA. The record is from RefSeq and is a predicted model, not a curated record. NCBI's taxonomy places the organism in Eukaryota, Viridiplantae, Streptophyta, Magnoliopsida, Solanales, Solanaceae.